Molecule: messenger RNA, 1152 nt
Organism: Symbiodinium necroappetens
Lineage: Eukaryota; Dinophyceae; Suessiales; Symbiodiniaceae
Source: the annotation of a GenBank genome assembly
AUGGCCAAAGGCCUCGCGAAGAAAUGGGAGACUGUGGCUUGUGUUAGGAACCGAUUUCGGAAUGGCCAAGACUGGCUGAAGCUGAAGAUCGGAGGCGAUGGCACGACCAGGGUGGCAGCAUGUGCGACCUCGUUUCGGCAGAAUGCCGAAAUUGUGAGCUGCAUGCUGCAGACAUCCGGGCUUGAGAAGCAGGGGCUGCCAGCCUUGACAAAACAGGUGGCUGCACUCUUCCAGAAGAUGGGGUUCAUCCCUGAGGACUUCAAUGUGAGAGAAGUGAUGCAGAUGAUCGGGAAGCUUCAAGCUGGUGAAGCUGUGUCAGAGUCAGCCUAUGCAGCUUUGCAGUCGGGGUUGUCCGAAGAUGAAGCUUCGGAUGAAGAGGAUGAUGGUGCUGGUGAUGGAGGAGAAGAGGAAGGAGAGAAGGAAGAUGAUGAAGGGGAUGCUGUGCCAGAUGGUGGGGAUGAUGAGGAUCUAGAGGAAGGAGAGCCGAAGCCGAAGGAGAAAAAGGUUGCCCCGGCAGCCAAGCUGAAGAAGCUGUUGCCUUUGCCUUCCGGCAAAGGCACACUUGUGAAGGCCAGGCCGACUUCCAGUCCUGAUGCUGCUAUGUUUCCUGAGAUUCGCCCGAGCCCAACUUCAGCUGGGUCUGGACGAUCCCCAGAUGAGAUUGAACUGGCUCAAUGCUUGGGCCGCAUCAAAGAUCUGGAGAAGGCUGUCGAGACACAGCUUGUGGAUGAUGUUGACUUGGCUUUGGCUGUGGAGCAAGCUUCCAAGUCCCCGCCCACUGCAUCGACGACACCCAAGGCUGUGGAGCCCUUGACUUUGUCUGCUGAAGAGCAGCAGGCUUUGAGGGCCAGCAUGAAAAAAUCGAAGCAGAAGAAAGCCUCCCCGAAGGGUUCCGAGGAUGAUGACUCGAGUAAGUCGAUGCCCAAAGCCAAAGCAAAGGCUAAGGCUAAGGGCAAGGUGCUGAAGAAGCCCUCGGCAAGAUUUGUUCCUGCCCUUGUGCCUGUGGAUCCUGUUGGUUCCGAGGGUGAUGGGGGCGAUGCCCCCGAGAGAGUCUUGGGGUGUUCCCGUUGCCGGUAUGGCAAGACAGGGUGCACCCAGUGCAGAAAAAAGGACUACAAGCCCCGAGGCCCGAGAAGGAAGCAGGACUCCUAG